Molecule: messenger RNA, 2733 nt
Organism: Acromyrmex echinatior (Panamanian leafcutter ant)
Lineage: Eukaryota; Metazoa; Arthropoda; Insecta; Hymenoptera; Formicidae
Molecular function (GO): ice binding
Source: RefSeq, a predicted model, not a curated record
GCGACGACGAUGACGACGAUGACGACGAUGACGACGACGACGACGAGGAGGAGGUCGACGUCGACGGAACUGCGAGCGCUGGAUCUUUCCGACGCUUUCUCCAGCAGUUGCACCGUUUUCCCAGCGUAAACGUCCGACGAUCUUGCAGCAAGAGCAAAAGGGACUGCGAAUAAGACUUUCGCGCUCACACUCUGCGCCUUUGGAACGAGGAGAGGAGAAGAGAGGAGAAGAGAGGAGAGGAGAGCGAUGCGCUGCGUGGUCGCGGUGCGUCGCGUCGUCCGCGAGCGCGCGAGCGGUGUUUACAUUUGCAAGAGCCAUGAGACGUGAACCCGCGAAAUCGAGAUAUCGAUCGAGCUUCACAGAAAGCACGAUUUAAAAUCGCGCGUUUCCUUCAUUUCUCGCAUGCUCGGUAUUAGUUCACGGAAAUGUGAACCUAAAAGAGGCACCAAUCGGCUGACGAAGAUAAAAAUUCGUGCGUGCAUGCCGAUCUUUAUAUAUCUUGCAAAGAUGCAUGUCCGUGAAAUCGCGAGGGUGCGUCUCAGUUGAACUUUAGAUACGACAAAAUAAAAGAAAUCGCGUACCUCUUCUAAUAUUAAUAUUUUAAUUGAAUCUCGAUAAGAAUUUGACUUGACGUACCACCAUGAAAAAUAUUAAUAACAAUUUUCGAAAACAUCGAGGGAAAAUAAGCAUUUUGAGAGACGGAGUGCAUACUCGAGUUUAUCGAUCGAAGCAUCAAUGAGUUCGAUCUAUGAUAUACUGUAAUCGAGACAGAUCGAAGUUUUGCGCGAUGUUUGCACGCCACGAGGAAGCCUAAGUGUAUCACUAGCAGGGGAGAUCUAGAUCGAUACGUGAGGCUUCGCAAACGCAGUGUCGCGCAAAAUCGCAGAAAUGGACUGCUGCAAUUACAUUGAGGCUUACGCGGCAGGUGGUCAUUUUUAUCAGCAGCAGCAGCAGCAGCAGCAACAGCAGCAGCAGCAGCAGCAGCAGCAGCAGCAGCAACAACAACAACAACAGCAGCAGUACUUUUGUUACGACAAUGGUAGUGUAGCGUACCCUGGCUAUGAUGCCGCGCCAAUCUCCAACGCGAUGGACAUUAAUGCUCGAUACAACGGAGCGUUACCACCCACGUAUCCGACAGAUUAUGUGUAUAAUCCGAAGGAGGCGAGGCUACGGAAGGCGAUGCGCGAGCAAACUCGCGAGCUGUCACGACGGUCGAUCUUGCAAAGCGCGAUCGCAACCGCAAAUGCGCGCACAGCCGCGAUUGGUGGCGCUAAUUCCGUCGUUUCCGCAUCAAUGGCCGGCGACUUUCUAAAUCAACAUCAUCGUUUCGAUUGCACGCCGAUGCCCAUGGGUCCAAACAUGAGCCUUCAUCAGACGACCGAGCCCUGGUUCCAGGCCGCGCAUCGCCUGAAACCCGCACACUCGCCACGAAUCGGCGAUUGGUAUGGGAAUAUAUGCGGCGAUCCGAUCGAGAGGCUGCAAGCAAUGGGCGCGAUGCAACAACACCAGCACCAGCACCAGCACCAGCACCAGCAGCGGCAGCAACAACAAUGUAAUCUCGAGAAGCCUAUCAAGGAUCAAAGAAAUCAGACAUCGGAAUGCGCCACCGCGGCAUUUUCCUCCAACGGCUAUUCACCGGAUAUCCAGGCCGCGGAGAGAGAAAUUCGCAGACCAGAAUCCGCGGAAUACGCCGAUUUUGUCGACGGCCAGAAGUGGCAUCCUUAUCAAAACAGCGCUAGUCCUCAUCCACUUCCGAGAACGCCUCAUUCAUCACCGCAAAUGGGUAGCAUUCUUCACCCAGAUGUCCAGAAUGCAAACGCGCAUGGACAUGGUCCAUGGGGCCAAUUUUGUCACGGUAUUUUACCACAUGUUUCAAAUGUGGCCCGUAACGCGACGAUUCGAGGCCCGCGACAUGCAGUUUUCUUACGAGAUCGUACACCAACCAGACACUGUGCAUUCUUGGAGGAUGCAUCGCAAAUGAAUUAUUCGCCGAGAAAAUUGAACAUUGAUAGCAUUCGCGCGUCUUAUCCAUCGUCGGAGCAUCAGAUGCCAAGAUUGUUGGGAUCAGCCGUGGAUUCCGUCAUAGACUCGACGACGACGACGACGACGACGACGACAAUGACGACGACGAUAAAUCGACGCGAGGAAGAUGGUCGGACCAGAUGGGAGCCAAAUAAUAUUGGGAUGUCUCUGGACGAACUCGUGCCAACCUCUACGCCACAGGAAGGUACAAUUCCGCUUCCAGGGUGCCAUCAGGCCUUUGGGUCCACGGAGAUCGGCAAGUUCUCCAGGUCCGAGUUCUUCGUGAAUAUGGUAGGUGAGAGUGGCAGCGGCGGCGGUGUUACAUCGGAUGACGGCGACGGUAUCGAUGGCGGCGACGAUGGUGAUGUAAGUAGGGAACAUUCCGUCUCGGAAACAAUGGAAAAUACUGCUUUCGACACCGAGGAUAAUCGGGCCGCAUUCGCUGUCGGCGAUGACGCCCGCGUCGUCGGCACGCCCGUGCCGUCGUCGAUCGGCAGCGCGUACUGCGGACAACCAGCGACGCCGCGCUGGCACAGUCCACACGUAGGUGUUAUAGGUAGUGAAAUUUAAACGAGAUCGGCUGCGGUAUUGCGUACCGUACGUUUCUCCAUGUUAUCGCUAUUGAGAAAGAGAUCAAGAGAUCAAGAGAUAAUUAAUGUUUUUGGAAGCAAAAAUUUACUAUUUUUAGAUUAUAAUUGGACAAUGAAAGAG